UUGGAGGAUUGUGAUGAGACGUUCGCCAACGCGAGGGGAAUGGGUGCAAUGGGUUUUUAUUUGAGGGUUUUCUGUUGAUUCUGGAGUCCUUGGGAUUGGUUUGAUGCAUUGUCAUUAGGGCGUCGCUUGUGGUGAUGGGAACAAAGGGUUUUUGUCUAUGCUUUGGGGUUUUGGGGUUUUCGGUUUUCAUUGAAGCGUAGAGAUUUCACUAGUUGAGGUUCUUGUCGAUAGACAAACUCCUUGAGAGAUCGUGACUUCGCUGGUCUGGAAUUCGUUUGCUCGGUUCCAGAUUCCUUGUUGGGAAGGAUGGCACGUGGUAGCGUAACCAAGGAGAAGGAUGGCUAUGUUCCACCGUGGAGGCAGCCUGCACCAAAGAAAGAGAAGUUCGACGACCUGAAAAUGAAGGCCGUGAGGGAGCCUGGUAAGGGGUCGACUAUGUAUGCGCCACCGGCGGGUAAGCGGGGUGGUUUACCCACGCUCGACGAGCCGAAACCAAACAUGUUUGAAUUUGAUGAAGACCUCACACUUGCUUUUCGGAGAAACUUUCAGUUCGUGAGGAGGGCUUUGAGUCUCGACACUCUUCUUCAGCCUUUACCACCUCAUAUAGCUGGCAAUAUCGCACGAAAUGUCGGCUUCUUCACACGCAUCUUCACGCAGUUCUUUGAUUCCAAAGGAAUUGAAAUUGCGAGGAAAUCCAUGGGUCUUGGACUGGAAGAGGGUCGCAGAAAGGUGAAGGACUAGAGAUAUUUUAUGAUUCAACACUGCAGCAAGACUAGGCAAUAUUGGGGAUUUGUCAGCGGAUCCAUAAGGAUGUAUUUUAUGAUGCUACCGGUUUGUACCAAUUGCAUUGUCAAUAUGAGUGUUAUUUACUUUUGCGACGUAAGAUUCAA
This is a messenger RNA of Physcomitrium patens, 890 nucleotides long. RefSeq lists its product as uncharacterized. The record is from RefSeq and is a predicted model, not a curated record. Gene Ontology annotation, cellular component: chloroplast envelope. NCBI's taxonomy places the organism in Eukaryota, Viridiplantae, Streptophyta, Bryopsida, Funariales, Funariaceae.